Hibiscus syriacus is the source of this 1113-nucleotide messenger RNA. RefSeq lists its product as uncharacterized. Bases 1 to 1113 code for a protein of 370 amino acids. The transcript has 3 exons. Lineage: Eukaryota; Viridiplantae; Streptophyta; Magnoliopsida; Malvales; Malvaceae. The record is from RefSeq and is a predicted model, not a curated record.
AUGGUAUCAUUCGCCAAAGAUCCUGACGUCAUUUUCUCUUCCGCCGUUGCGCCGACGAUUGAGUUCUUUUACUCUCACUUUCUUCCUUCUCCAAAACUCUCACCUUAUCCUCUUAUUUUUCUCCGAUCGUUCUCCCUUUCUCGCUUGAAAAGAGAGGUUGAUUCGCGUAUUCUAAAAGAUGUCGCUAUUGAGAACUCUAAGUAUGUGGAUGCAGCUAUAGAGAUUGUUCUGUUUGAGAUUCUGUCUUACAUGUCUAAACAAACGGUGGUUGCUAGUUCUUCCUCACGGAGAUCGAAUCCUCGCGUGCCUCCAAAUAGAGCUUUGGAUGAGGAAGAAGAUCCAUUGUUGGAAGCAAAUGAAGUUCUCAGAGACGUUGUUCUUACAGGUACUGCUAUCGAUGUUGGUUCUAUUGAGGCAUCAAGUGCAGCGAGUACUUCAAAAAUCCAUGAGAACAACAAUAAUGAGCCUGCUGAUGUUGAAACCAAUGAAUUAAUUUUGUUGGGGAACACAGAAAAAUGUUCUGAAAUUGGGAAAGCUGAAUCUAGUGUCAGCUUGAGUGCUUUAGGGAUUAAUAAUCUUUUUCCUUAUGUGAAUCUUGAAAUUAAGGGGUCUGGAUCUAAAGACCAAACCAUAGACGUUGAAGAUGGGAUUGUGAGGACUCCUCAUGCUUCACCAGACACAGCUGAUAAGUCUACCUCACUUCUGGAGAAUACUGGUAGCAUUGGCAGCUAUAAUGAUAUUUUAAAGUUAUAUGGGCCUUUAGAUCUGAAUGCGGUUUCAUGCAGAAACAACUCAUUCAAUAGAAUCUUGAUAGGGGAAGAAAAUGUUGGGGCUCUUCUUGUUCCAUCAUCUGCUCAAGAACAAAUGGCAGAAGCACUCAGAGCUGGUCUUCAUUCUGAAAUCAACGAUCACUCUACUGGUUCUGAGAAACUAGAAAAAGGUUCUAUAGAACUGAAAUCCCAGCAGGACCCCAUAUAUGAUAUGGGCGAUAUUAAAGAUGAUACCGUCAAUUCUAUUGUUAGUGGGUCUAGUCAAACAUGCAGAAUUGAUCUACAUGAAGAGGUCAUUGAAGAUGCUAAAAAUAAUGAGAAAACCUUGUUUCAGACUAUAUAA